Molecule: messenger RNA, 1263 nt
Organism: Rotaria sp. Silwood2
Lineage: Eukaryota; Metazoa; Rotifera; Eurotatoria; Philodinida; Philodinidae
Source: the annotation of a GenBank genome assembly
AUGAUUGAUACUGAACCGUUGCUUUUGAAGCCUGAAAUCUACUCUUCUGAGCAUGAUAGUCAAAAGAUCAAGAGCAAAAUUAUUAGCAAUCUAACUAAAUUAAAACGGCUUUUUCAAUGCAAGAAAACUGAUGAUGAAUAUGAGAACCUGGAUGGUAAUCGAAAAGAUGUUCACAAAGGAGAAUCAAUCAACUUCUUAGAGCCAUUUCGAUUUGCUGAUCGAAUUGAUCUUCUUUUAAUUUGUGUUGGUUUAAUUUGUAGCAUACUGCAAGCUGUCAGCUUUGUUGUGGUUUUCAUUAUUUUUGGUAGACUUACAGGAACAUUUGUUGAAAUGUUAUUUUCUGAAAAAUGUCCAGAAGUACAACGAAAUUUGUCGAUCACUAGAACAAGUAGCAAUGAUUGCCCAUUCAAUAUCAAUCUAAGUGUAUCGGACUAUAGUCAAUUACAAAGGUUAUGCAAAAAUUAUAGCUUUACAACAUCUGCAUCAUCGCUUUCAUCUCUAUCUGAAGCUCGAAUUCAAGCGACCAAAUUCAUUCAUUGGCUUCUAGUACCACUUUUACAGACACUUUCGGAAGCACGAGCUGCAGCAAUUGAAACAUUUCACAUCAUCGAUGAGAAAUCCGAAGCAAAUAUCAAUGAAGAUGACAUAUGGGAUGCUAAGGGAUCAGAGGAAGAAGAUAUUGAUAUCAACGGUGACAUUAAAUUUAAUGAGGUGAAUUUUACAUAUCCAGUUCGACAAGAUGUACCAAUUUUAAAGAACCUAUCAUUAGUAGCUCAUGCUGGUGAAAUAACUGCUUUAGUAGGCUCAAGUGGUUCUGGAAAGAGUACAUGCAUAUCACUCUUACUUCGAUUUUAUGAAGCUUCAUCGGGUAGUAUCAUGAUCAAAGAUCGGUCCAUUUACGAUUACAAUCUCAAGAAACUUCGGCAACACAUCGGAAUCGUCAGUCAAGAGCCUAUUUUGUUUGCAACAAGUAUCUACGAGAAUAUUCGAUAUGGAAAGGAAAAUGCAACAACAGCAGAAGUUGAAGAAGCAGCAAAGCAAGCUAAUGCGCACAAUUUUAUCAUGCAACUACCUAAUAAAUAUGAGACACUAGUUGGAGAACGUGGUAUUCAAUUAAGCGGUGGUGAAAAGCAGCGAGUAGCAUUGGCUCGUGCUCUUAUAAAACAACCUUCUAUCUUGUUGUUAGAUGAAGCAACAAGUGCACUUGAUAAUGUCAGUGAAAAAAUUGUUCAAGCAGCACUCAAUCGGGCAAGUCAAGGUUGA